GUCAGACACUUCAUAGCUGGGUCCGAUCACAAUCGCUUUUUCAUAUAUUGUACUGACCAGAAACGAAGAAUGAACGUGCUCAGGUCGAUCAUCCUGCUGUGCUUCUUGGCUAUCUGUCUGGCCCCGAGGCAAGCCGAGGCACAGGCCAAAAUUAAUGACCAAUGGAGCAAGCUGAGCAAGUGCGGCCAGGUGGGCGUCGAGGCGGUGGCCAAGCUCAUCAGCAACAUCAUUCCAGCGAUCUACGAGAUGCAGAUAUGCUCCUUCUAUACGGCGCUUCCCCCGAAGGAUGGCAACCGAAAAUCGGCGAUGUGGUACAUCAAGAACCUUUAUCGGUUCUUCAAGAAGCUGGUCUUGGAUAAGCCAAAGUGCCUCAAGCUCCUAGUGACCCAGGCAACGGAUCUGAUCAAACCAUAUUCCGAACAAAUCGAGAAGUUGCAAUGCCUGGAGGAGAAAGACUAUAUCUUCUAGAAAGGAUAUAAAAUGUAUAAAUAUAUCCUAAAUUGCAAUAAAUCGAGAGCAGAGCCUUUGCAUGCCACAAUAGCAAUCAAA
Messenger RNA from Drosophila obscura, 549 nucleotides. It is a transcript of the gene Acp53C14b, whose product is annotated as accessory gland protein Acp53Ea. Lineage: Eukaryota; Metazoa; Arthropoda; Insecta; Diptera; Drosophilidae. The record is from RefSeq and is a predicted model, not a curated record. Bases 70 to 468 code for a protein of 132 amino acids. The transcript is spliced from 2 exons.